CACUAUCUCUACAUCUCUUUCAUCGUAGGCGACACACAGCAAGCCAUGGCUGAUCAUCAAAUGACCACAGGCUCUGACGCAGAUUCUUUCGAUCUGGCGCCAGACUCCCCGUUGAAUAGAGAGAAGACACGCGCAGCGCAUGCAAGUUGGAUCCUCGAGUUGGAACAGAGGCCUGAGUUCAGACUCAUAGCGGCAUAUCUACAGCAAUGUGACGCUACGCUUGAGAAGGUUGCCGACCAGCUGGUCGACCUCACCCACAAAUCUGCUAUGGAGGAGACAAUAGGCAAUCAUUGCUGGAUCACUGCUUGCUGUUUUUUGGAGCUUGCAGCCCGGAAUGCCCCGGCGCAACAAGCAAAGCUUAUCGACCUUAUUGUCACUCUUCGCCACGUCAUUCUCACCGACUCUAGCACAAAUGCGCCGUUGGCAUUUGAGGACGGUGAGGGUGUCAUCUGGCUAGAUCUUCCUACUUUUGGAUACACUAUCGCAGAUGAGAUGGGAUCGUUCGAUGGUCAAGAACAAGAAUACACGCCAGAAGAAGUCCAGAAGUGGGAGAACUUGACAGCUUUCCUCGCCCAGGUCGACGCAGUUACAUUGGAUUCACCAUCGCCGCUAGACUUCUCGCAGUCAUGGGCGUUAACAUCCUUUGCCUGGGCUUUCGAAGGCGGUGGAAACGCGGACAGACCUUCUGAGCUUGCUGUCCGCCUGGCGUGCAUCUGGCUCGUCCAUGAUAUAGAGAAGCUGUGGCGUAAGACAUCGGACGCCCAGGCAGAGCAGAACACACUAGAACGCUGGAAUCACUGGAGACAGGGUCUGAUGGAUAGUCAGACUCGUUUCAGCAACGGAACAACGUCAGCGCUGAUUGCACAUGCGCUGGUUCUGAUGCAGCGCAUUGAAAGUCUUUGUAGGGGCCAGCGAUGACCCGAUAGCGAGACUCUACGUGCUACCAGAGCUCACAGCAGCCAAUGUCACUGAGAUUAAUCCAGCUAAUAGUCAAGUCAGAGGUGACAACGCUACUGUUACGCCCGUAUCAUCUAGGCUGAGUUCACGUGUCUGCAAGUUCAUCGUCCGCCAGUGGCAUGGCCUCUGCGUGGCUCUGAAGCACAAUGGACCACGCUAUAUAGGCAAGUACAGCCAGGAACUAGAGAAGCUUACUUGGAUACAGACAUGCAGUGAAUCUGCGCAUACAGGCAUUGUCGCGCAAAACCCAGCUUUUAGGAUAACUCGAUGCCCAAACAGUGAAAGGAAACUGCGACCAGCCGCAGUUGCCUGUCAUACGCA
This is a messenger RNA of Didymella exigua CBS 183.55, 1278 nucleotides long. RefSeq lists its product as uncharacterized. NCBI's taxonomy places the organism in Eukaryota, Fungi, Ascomycota, Dothideomycetes, Pleosporales, Didymellaceae. The transcript is spliced from 2 exons. Bases 46 to 918 code for a protein of 290 amino acids. The record is from RefSeq and is a predicted model, not a curated record.